Petromyzon marinus (sea lamprey) is the source of this 8612-nucleotide messenger RNA. It is a transcript of the gene DYM, whose product is annotated as dymeclin. Gene Ontology annotation, cellular component: Golgi apparatus. Gene Ontology annotation, biological process: Golgi organization. Lineage: Eukaryota; Metazoa; Chordata; Hyperoartia; Petromyzontiformes; Petromyzontidae. The record is from RefSeq and is a predicted model, not a curated record.
CUCUCUCCCACCCACUGGUGACCUCUACCCCGGAAGAAGAAGCAACGCGGCACGAGCUAGCGACGUGGAUGUUUGGAGUCGUUCGAGCCGCCUCGGUCGUCGCCCGGGGUUUCUCGGCGAGAGAGCCGCGGAAUCGAUCAUCCCCUCCCCUCCGCACAAUCAUCCUGCUGUCCUUCUUCGUCCUUCUCCCUUCCUCCUCCUCCUCGUCAUCAACAUUGUCUGUGUGAGCCGGCCACACAGGGCCAUGCUGUGGGGGAGCGGGUGAUCGCACGCAGCUUCUAUCAUGGGGGCGCACAGCAGCAGCAUCAGCGAGCUGACGGACAACGAGUACCUACGGCGUCUCGCCAGCGCCGAGCCCGUCUCGCACAACGAUCCCUUCUGGAACCAGCUGCUCUCCUUCUCCUUUGCAACACCCACCAACAGUUCGGAUUCCAGACUUCUGGAGGAAGCCACGGAAUCAAUCUGCAAGAGCCUGAUAAACAACAAUCCUCGCACGGGAAACUUUGCCGCGCUCGUGAAUGUAUUCAUCAGCAGAACCAAAGAACUGAAAAUCUCUGCAGAAUGCCAAAAUGAGCUGUUUAUCUGGCAGGCGCACAAUGCCCUGUUCAUUGUGCGCUGCCUCAUCAAGGCACUCCAGAGCCACACGAGCGAGGAGGAUCUUGUGAUGCACUUUACCUACAGCCCUGUCACCCCAGGCUCCUGCCAAGAAAGUGAAAGUGAAGGUGGCUCUCUGCUGGAGGACAUGGUCUUGCACCUUAUUCACCUCAUCAUUGAAGUACCUCUGCUGGACAUCACGUACUGCAUCCACCUCGAGGCGGUCACGACGUUGAUGGUGCUGCUGGCGGCACAGCUGCACCAGCGGCACGUGGUGCGGGACGGGCCCCUCUAUCACCUCUUCACGCAGGGGCGCAGCUGUGAGCUGGCCAGCCGCCUGGUCAAGGCCCUCAUGUACCACUUUAUCAGGCAAGAGCGAUGCCCCCCCCACAUCAGCAGCCCCAGCGCCCAUGGCCGGGGCAGCGGCCUCCUCUCGGGACUUGCCUCUGGACUGUGGACCGUGCUGACGUUGGGCGGUGCGGCGUCAGGCGGCAAACUGGCCACCCCGCAGCAGCACGCUGAGGGGUCCUCGCCGCUGGCCAAUCAGAGCCUUUUGUUACUGCUGGCACUGAUGAACCUGAGCGAGACAGAGGAGCAGGCGAACCCAUAUCGCCGAGCGCUCUUGUCCUUCCACAACACGCAAGACACAGCGCCGCAGGAGCAGCCCACAUUCCAGAUCAACUUCAACAGCCUGUACACGGCGCUGUGUGAGCGGCAGGGCACCGACGAGGCCACUCUCUUCCUCUAUCUGCUGCUGCACCAGAACACCAACGUGCGCACCUACGUGCUGGCACGCACCGACACCGAGACGCUGGUGCUGCCCAUCCUGCAGACGCUGUACCACGCCGAGCAGAAGAACUCGCACCACGUGUACAUGUCGCUCAUUGUGUUGCUCAUCAUGAGUGAGGACGACGCGUUCAACCGCUCGGUGCACGAGGUGAUGCUGAGGCAUGUGCCGUGGUACACGGAGCGCGCACUCUCCGAGAUCUCCCUGGGCAGCCUCCUCAUCUUGGUCGUCAUCCGCACCAUCCAGUACAACAUGACGCGCACGCGGGACAAAUAUCUGCACACCAACUGCCUGGCUGCCCUCGCCAAUAUGUCUGCCCAGUUCCACUCGCUGCAUCAGUAUGCUGCCCAGCGCAUCAUGAGCCUCCUGGAACUGCUGUCACGGAAACACAACAAGGUGCUGGAGCAGGCGACACAGAUGCACGGCGCAUCCCUGGGCGAGGACGGGAGCCCGUCGCUGCCCGACUACGCGCAGGACCUGACGGUGAUCGAGGAGGUGAUCCGCAUGAUGCUGGAGGUGGUGAACUCGUGCUUGUGCAGUUCUCUGCAGCACAACCCGAACCUGGUCUAUACGCUGCUCUACAAGCGGGAGCUCUUUGAGCAGUACCGCGCGCAGCCCGCCUUCGCCGACGUUAUGCAGAACAUCGACACCGUGAUCUCUUUCUUCGGGGCCCGCUUGGAGCAGGCUGGCACGGGGCUGUCUGUGGACCAGGUGGUGGACGUCAUCAAGCAAGGAGCCAUCCUUCUUCCAAAGGACAGGCUAAAGAAAUUCCCCGAGCUCAAGUUCAAGUACGUGGAGGAGGAGAGCCCCGAGGAGUUCUUCGUCCCCUACGUCUGGUCGCUCAUCUACAACACCGCCGUGGGGCUGCACUGGUCCCCACGCCAGAUUCAGCUCUUCCCCGUCGAUUGCGUUUGACGACAACUGUCGGGGCACUUGCGGUGGUGGGCGCAAGGUAGUGGGUAGGCCGUGGGUGUGGGAGGAGACCCCAUAUGUCGUUUGGGGUGCAGUGGCCCCUCUGCUCCCCUCCCCCACCCAUCUUAUCCAUGACCACAAGCUUCCAAUAAAUUUCAAAGCGGCACUGUACCCUUACCAGUCCCGCCCCCCCGCCCCCCUCCAACAUCCGAAGACGCAAACGCUCGAAGUGGCCGGCGCCAGGAACUCUUCUCACGACGCCAUCGCUUUGGGGUGGAUGGUGGCGGGGGGGGGGGGGAGUCUGGACAGCAUGGACCACUCCUGAGAGUCUCCACCGAGAGGGACGCUUAAAACCACCAAGCGAGUUAUAAACUGCCUCCUCUAAUGCGUCCAGUCCAGUCGUCUGGGCUCCACGCGAGUGUAAACAUAAACUGAGCUGCAGUCCCUUUCUUAUUAUUAUUGUCGUAUUUUAUUUGUUGUACAAACAGCACUUGAAACUACUGCAGUCAGGGGCAGAGGCUGAGCACGUACGCUGCCUUCGACUGCUGCAUCACGUGAACGGGCUACCUGGUCAUGUGGGGUCGCCUGCCACCCCAGCGUCGCGGUAACCAGGGUGCAGGCAGAUCUGCUCACAGUGGCACCUGAAAGGAGCUCUUCUAAGAUCGGGGUUAAAGCUCGGCGCGGAUUUGGGCCUCAUGCAUAUUGAGAAAUCGAAUGCGGCUUCCAAUUUUCUUUUCUUUAAACUAUGCGGCAAAUUGAUGGGUGUAUUAUUUUUUUCGCAAUAAGACGUCACCGUGGACCGGUCUGCAAAGUCGUCUAAAAUGCCCCCCCCCCCACACCAAUAAUAUCAACAGAACGACGGCAACAUAGAGAAAAUCGAGAACACUCCUUGUGUUUUCCUUUUUUUUACUGUAGAUUGUAAUGUUCUGCAAAGGGAAAUGCUGGUAGUGGGUGGAUGCAAAACAAUACAAAUUGGCUUCACAAGUAGUUCUGUAAUCGCGAAGAACCACACAGUAUGGGUGGAAUGUCAAAUCGGCUGAAUGAGUUUAUUGAGCCUGCAGUGGUCUUGGGAGAAUGUAUUUCACUGGCCUUAAAAUGAGAUCAUUGGUCAUGGGUAUAGCGGUUGUGUAAGGAUAGCGAUGAGAUUGUGUGUCCGGUGCAGAGACUCAAUUGAGACGGUGUCUCACCCACCAGGCUUUCUCAGAUCACAAACUAUCUGCUCAUGCAUACCAAUUGGCAGUUCUUAAUUCAGUUGUGUGCAAAAAAACAUGCAAUGCUAGAAGUUACCAUAUUAUGCAUAAAUAUAUUAAGUUCAUGUAUACACAAUAUUGUACUACUUUUUUUUGCAGCAUUUAAAAAGAUUUGGAAAUAAGGAGAUGAAAAGAGUGUUUUUACCUACUUACUAUAUAUGGUUAUAUCAAGCCUGGGGUAGGUGGUGAUGUAGUGGUUAGCACUCUGCACUAUGAACCUGUAAAGCUGAGUUAGAUUCCCGACCACAACUAACAUCAGUGGCGAGUGAUUACUGAUCCUAAGCAUCUCCCCUUUCACUAUGCCACACUGACCAACAAAGUGAAAUAUGGUCAGAUAACUGCCAUGACUGACAGAAUGGAGAGGCACUAAUCCAACAGUGGAUUGAAAAGGGGCUGUAAAUUAUAUAUAUGUUUUACAGACAGUAUUGAACACGUAGUGAGUGAUGUGCAAAUGUGCAUACUUUGAAUAGCCUUUUCUCUCAUGUUCACUGCCUGUAGUUUACUCCAUUUGGAUAGAUACAUCAACAUUAAAAACAGCAUCCCCCUGGCGUAAACAAGUGUUGCUUGUUCAUCCUGACCCAGAGGUGGAAAUCCGCAUUGUUAUUGUAUAUCCCUAUCUCUCAAGGAUAAUCACUGGUGACUUGCCACUGAGUGCAACAGCCUCACCAGGUGAUCCCCACAUUACUCCCCAGAAGGGACAUCAACAAUGGGGUUUAACCCUGACCGGGAUAUGAACUCUUAACCUCGUUUACUAUAUUCCGGUCAUCCUCGCAGCGGCUUUUGGCCAACCGUUGAACAAAGACGGUCAUUGCAUCGCGCGCUUUCAGAUGCGCUUCUGCGGCCGUCUGGAAUGCUCUUUCGAUAUUAGGAAGCCACUGGAGCUAUGCACUUUUAAAUCUAGUUUGAAAACUAAUUUGUUUAGAACUGCUUGUUGUGUUUACUUUGUCCUUCCCCCGGACCUCUGAUUAGCACAGUUGGCUACGUAUGGUGCGAACGAAAUUCAACAUAUUUGUUUAGUAAGAUUUCUCCUGAAUAUUCUCCUUGAGAUGGUCCAUCUCCUUUGCAAGGGCGGCCAGCUGUGUUAUUUGACACGUAGAGAGCAAAUGGCGGCCCUGCUGCGCUGAGCGGUAUCCCAAGGCAGGCAGUGGGUUGCUUUUUUAUUUGUAAUUAAUACUACAUGGCGUAUGAUUACACAUGUGAGAAGUGCAAUUGUGAUCAUGCACAGGUUGGAUGAACUCAUAAUCGAUUGUCCCCGUUUGUUGCGGCAAAACCUUUUUUGUGUGAGGGCUAAUUGGCUGCUGUGUUGUAACUAGGCCUGUAAUGAUUCUUCACCCUCCAGCAAUUUUAUGAAUUGUCACGAUUUGAGGGCCCUAGUUCAAUUCAAAAAUCUAUCUUUUUUCGUCGUUUUUUUACCGUCUUUGUGUUGUUGUUGUUUCUCCGUCUUUGUAAAAUUUUAAUCACUCCAUUAACUAAAAUGUAGAAUGAGCGUAUCACUCUCAUAAAUUGUAAAUAGUCAAUUAUCUUGUGCACGUUGCAUGUAUUGUGAGCAUAUGAAUCGCUGUUACUCAAUGAGGUGGUGCAUCCGUUAGAUGGAUACUCAUUACCAUUUGCUCUUGGACUUAGGAAAAGCUUGUUUCUUUAAUUUAUUUCCACUUAAUAUAGACGUCUAUUCAUAUUAUACCGUGUCAGACUGCGUUAAGUUGAACAAUACGUGAUCAUUGCAAGUCAUUUAGUUUUCAAUGCGGCAAAAUACAUUGCACUGUAUAUAUCUAUGCUCCCACGUGUAUGCUUCCCACCUUUGGCAACCUGCACUGAUCAGUAUGGUGGAUGUAUGGUCAAAUAUCCCCCACGACCUGCAUGGUGUGGGGAGGCCCUGAAUUCAGCAGUGCAUUGAAAAAGGGCUGUACAUGUAUGUGUAGUAACUUGUUACACCCUGUACAUAGAGUGUAUAUAUCUCUGUAUAAUCACAUGCCGUUGUACCUGUUUUCACAUUUUGAGAAAACAGGGCAACUUACAUGCCAGGUUGAAGAUCAACAACAUUAAAGAGUUUUUUUAAAUAUAUAUAAUUGCAAUGAUUCCUAACUCAUUUGCCAUUUAAAAUCAAGGAGAUAAAUGUUCACUCUGUCCUAAUUGUAAAGUUCAAAAUUACAUUCAGAAGUUGCUGAUGGUCAGAAACAUAUUACAGCUUUAGUAACGUUAUCUCGGGCAUGUUGUGUAUGUAGGUGAAGGACUUGGCGUUUGGUUAAAGUACUAUAGUGGUGGUUAAAUUGAAAUGAGUAAAAUGUCUUGUUUCACUUUGUUACCAUUAUUUUGGACAAUCGUGUAAGCAUAUUAAUGGUAGAGAUGGCUGUAGAUUUACAAAAAUGUUGAUAAAACCUAGAUCAGUAAGUUUAUUGUCAGAAGACGUCUGGCUCUGUGGUUCGCAUCAUGAUCUUACACUAAGCAGCUCAUGGUUUGUAAAUAUACGAAUUCGAAAUUCACUUGCACGUAUGUUAAGUGAUGAUUAUUAAAAACUGGUUCCUGAGCAAGUAUGGGUUCGUGAGGACUGAAGGUCACAACCAAGGCUCAGAGGUUUGUUAUCGGUGGUGAGCUCAGGUUGGAAAGGAUUGGUACGCACGCGUGUGUGUUGUGUAGGUUUAUUUGGUUUUCUUGUUUUAUUUACUUGUUACACUUCUAUUGUCGUUGAUGCAACAUGAAAAAUGACUGAAAACGGAAACACAAACUUUAACACAUAGCUGUGGUUGCGAUAGACUGUGGGUGGUGAAUGCAGCGUGUGGCAUAGCAUCGACUUGCAGGAGCGGCUCUGUAGGUAAACCGAGCUUCCUGUGCUUUGUUUGAUUUACCCCCCCCCCCCAUCACAGAGUGUGUGGUCAGAGCCACUGGAGAAAGACCGGGGUGGGGUGGGGCCCCCUUAUAAAUAUUUUUUUUUGACCUAGCCCUGGUUUUUUGCUCUGCGUGCCUGGACUUGGCUGACGUAGUCCAGAUGAUUAUGUCACUGAUCUCGUCUGAUUUUACCUCUUAUUUUUCCUGAACGGCGGUGGAUGAGACGGACGGCACUGCACACCCUUGACGGGGACACGUGCCCGUCCACCGGUCUCACGAUUGAAUCGGGGACCCAUUCGAUUCCAGUGAUGAUGACCACCUAAACUCUUGAUUGAUUAAUGUAAUUUAAUAAACGACAUGAAGUUUCUUUUUUAGUUCUUGAUCACUUUUCAAAGGCACACUCGUUUACCAUACUUACCUGGGGGAUAUUUGUUGUUUACAGUCUUCACUUGCGGAUAGUUUAAAAUAUAUUUACGACGUGCAGAAUCAGAAUAUGUAUUUAUACUGGAGGAAUCUGAUGAGCUAUAAAGCCCUUUUUCACCGAUAUCCACGCUUGUGACCGUGCUGUCGUGGGGUCUUAAUGCUCUACAGCAGAUAGCACGACAUUGGCAAAUGACGGGAAUCGGGCUCUUGAGAGAGUGCAACACAAUCACACAGUGGGAAUUAGUGUGUAGGAGGCACACUAAUGGACGUACAACUUGGUUGGUGUUUGCGUGCCGCUUGUUAAGCACUUCGCUUUGUCGAUCAGCGUGGACGCUUCCUUCAAUAUCCACGCGAAUGACCUGGGGUAAAUGGACCGUCCUGUCGUGUGGUAAAUCGUGGGUACGUCCAACUCGGUUUAACACCUAUGCUUUUGCGCCCAAUAUCCUAAUUAGAUCACGUAAAUAUUAAAUCGCGUAAAUAUAAAUGUGUCAUUAAACCCGCCACCACCCAACACAGCCAAUUAGUAAGGUUUGUCACGUAAACAUAACGUGCCAAUUUGUUACUAGUUCAGUAACGAAUUGUGGGUUUACUCUCCAACGCACCGGUGUGCUAAACUAGUAACGAAUUUGCUUGUUUUGUUUACGUCCAACUGUUACACCCUGCCUGAGCAGGCAUAUUGUUGUACAGUGGUGUGUUGCCUGAAUGUAACUCGUCAAAAUGAAAGAGGGAGGCUCUCCAGUGGUAAUGAUAUGGGCAUUCCACAUACGCACAGCAACAAAGUCUUAUCUGGCCAGGCUAAAUGGUCGAGAACACAAUGCUGGUACGGCAUACAAGGAGGUUGGUAGUGGUGUUAGCACCGCCAAUAGUAAGUAAGCAAGCCACCUUUGAUUAUUGCACAGCGUUGGUUAUCCACACCACGCCAUGUACUCGUUUCAGUCUGAACGAGGGGGAAGGAGAGUUUUUACAUAGCUGUUGUCACUGAUGUGAAUCGUGGCCAUGGCUCUUAACGUGGGUUGCUGGAAUUGUGGUGCAGUGUGAUAACCACCGUGCCACCAAAAUCCCGGUGGACCUUCAGGCAUAAACAAAAACGCAUAAGGGGUGGCGGACAACAUUUUUUGGGGAACAAAACUGUUCACCAAGCUGGUACCAACGUAAUGUCAUGCCAACUAUAAAGUACAUGCCAGACGGGCAGUCCUUGUUUAAGCAGUUAAGAUCCCACUUGAGACGGCACGUCUUAAAAGGGAGGCAAGGAUAAUUCCAGUUGCACGGAACACGGCAAAUGCAUUUGUGUUAAGAGAUUCAUGGACCACCUUUGUCUAAGUGGGCUAUUACACGGCUUAAAUAGUUUAUGAAAACAACCAUUUGCCAUCUAUUGCGCAUUUACAUUCAUUACGUCGUUUGCGACUGAGAGGGUAUGUGUAAUAAUUUUACAGUGCAUAGAUUACCAAACUCCAUUCCUCGUCAGCCACCAUGCUACAUACAUUUCCACGCAACUUUUAUUCUUUAUAUGCAAGUUAAUAUAUUAUACAUUGAACUCACCUGACGAUCUGUAAAAUGUAAAACUAGACUGGUGCGAUGUAAAGAAUAGAGUUUGGAAAACCUCGGUAUCGAAUCAAUCGUGGUUACUUUUAAGUUUAUAUUUUGGUUCCUAAGAAUAUGUACACACCCCUUGUGUUUUUUGCUGAAUGUGCGAAAUAAGUAACAACUUUACCUGCACCUGUCAGUAAGCAGCUAUUGCAAAUUCGCCCCAUGCUUUUACUGGUCUUGAUAUGUGAAGCUGUUGGCAAUGGCCAUCACAAUUGUGAAAUAUAUUCCUGCAGUAA